UUAUCAAGCAACUCAACGAGCUAAAACCAAAUCGAAUGCGUGACACGGAAACUCGGCUACCUCCCGAAACGCCCUCGGGCUCUGUCAAGCCUAAAAGCAAAGGAACAGACCGAGAGAGAGAAGUUGAGUUAGUGGCCUGUGUAUUAUCGGAGGAGGUGUGGUGUUCUGGUCACAAAAAUAUGAUGGGCUGACUGCUCCGUCCCCUUACAGUCCGAAACUGUCUACCUCAUUCUGCAGAAACCAUGGUGCCACCGCCAUCUAGACCUAGAUUCGACUAGACAAGGUAAUCCUGUGAGCCAUGUCAGAUAGUCUGACAGAAGAAGGGGGAGGGGGAGGGACGAGACCCCCCCCUGCCCCGGUGGCUCCUCCCCCCUCCCAGCACACCCCCCAGCGGCAGACGUCCCACCUGCAGAGGGACCCCCAGCACCUCUCCAUCUUCACACCAAGGCUCUACCAGAUGGAGCUACUAGACGCAGCCCUGGAGAAGAACACUAUCGUGUGUCUGGGGACCGGCUCGGGGAAGACGUUCGUGGCCGUGAUGCUGAUCAAAGAGCUCAGCAGCCAGACUAGAGCGGCCCUUAACGAUGGGGGGAAGAGGACAAUCUUCCUAGUCAACAACGUCCCCCUGGUGUCCCAACAAGCCGCAGUCAUCACCACUCACACCAACCUCAGCAUCGGGGAGUACGUGGGCGCCAUGGGGGUGGACCUGUGGUCGCGCGAGCGCUGGCGGCGGGAGUUCGACGCGCACCACGUGCUCGUGAUGACGGCGCAGAUCUUCCUGGACGUCCUUCAGCACGGAAUCCUCCCGCUCUCCCGCGUGAAUCUGCUGGUCAUCGACGAGUGUCAUCACGCAGUCGGACAUCACCCCUACAGGGAGAUCAUGAAGGCCUUCGACACUUGCCAGGUACAGGACUAUCCAAGGGUUCUUGGGUUGACGGCCUCCAUCCUCCAGGGAAAGUGUGCGCCCGACAGUCUGUUGCAGCGGGUCAGGAGCCUGGAGGUCACACUAAGGAGCACAGCGGAGACGGCCACAGAUCUGGUGGGAGUGGACCGGUACACGACGCAGCCCAACGAAGUCGUCAUCGAGUCUGGGUCUGCACAGAACGAGACCGGCCUCAGUCAGGCGCUGCAGACCCUUCUGGAUGAUGCCCUGGCGUUCAUCUCCAGCUGCAAAGUGCGCGUGACUGUGGAGGAGGGGGAGAGGGACCCCUGCCAGGUGCCGAAGCAGGCGAUACAGGAGUGCCGGGCCAUCCUGGAGGUGCUGGGAACCUGGGCCACUCGCCGGGCUGCCAUCCUCAUCAACCGCGAGCUGGAGAAGCUCAUCAAGCAUGAGUGGAGUGAGCAGCACCAGUUGUUCCUGCGCUGGGUGCACACUGUUAUGCACCACGUCCACCUGCUGUGCGACGAGGCCUUCAAAGACUCGGAGGACGUCGACGUCCGGUACGUCACUCCCAAAGUCCGGCGUCUGCUGGAGGUGCUGCGGGAAUGCAAACCCAACGAAGUGCAAUCAGACAACGGGGAGAGUAGCGUUAACGGCCCGGCGGUCCCGGAAGCAUCCAGAAACGGGCCCCGGGGCGGGGGCGGCUUCCACCACAAGGGGACGAACAACAACGGCGCCCCCCGUAAUGGACCUCACCACAAUAACUCCUCAAAGAGUGUGAGCAAUAUGAAUAGCAAGAACCACUACCACAGCUCCCGUCGGCGGGACAACCUCGAUAAUCAGGACCCAAAUACCUCAUUCCAGUUGUGUGGGAUCGUGUUCGUGGAGCGCAGAUACACCGCUGUGGUGCUCAACAAGCUCUUACAGGAAUUUGCGAAGAGCGACGCGGACCUGUCCUAUAUCUCAAGCAGCUGCAUCACGGGCCACGGGCUGAGCUCGCGCGGGAUGCGGAGCCGGGAGACGGAGAUGGCGUUUCGGCGCCAGGAGGAGAUCCUCCGCCGCUUCCGCAUGCAUGAGAACAACCUCCUCAUCGGCACCAGCGUGGUGGAAGAGGGAGUGGAUGUGCCCAAGUGCAACCUGGUCGUGAGGUUCGACCUGCCGAGGGACUACCGUUCGUACGUGCAGUCGAAGGGACGUGCGCGGGCACAGGGUUCGCACUACGUAAUGCUGGUGCAGCAACACGAGCUGGACGCAUUCAAGGAAGACCUGGUGCAGUUCAAGGGAAUAGAGAAGAUCCUGCGUCAGAAGUGGGCUGAGCACGAGAUGCCUCAGGAGGAAGAGAUCUGGGAACACCUGUGUGACGACAUGGUCCCACCCUACAUGCCUCGUCAGGUCGACGGCGGCCCCAGGGUCACCAUGACUUCAGCCAUCGGGCUGGUCAACAGAUACUGCUCGAAGCUGCCCAGUGACGUGUUCACCCACCUGACGCCGAAGUCUCGGGUGGACAGCGCGAGCGGCGCGGACGGCACCAAGUACGUGGCGACGCUCUACCUCCCCAUCAACUCCUCCCUGAGGGACCCCAUCCGAGGGCCCGCCAUGCCGACACGCAGGCUGGCCGAGAAGGCUGUGGCUCUCAAGGCAUGUCAGCUACUGCACCAGGCUGGUGAGCUGGACGAUAACCUGCUGCCGGUGGGGAAAGAGGUGAUCCACUACGAGGAGGAGGAGGAAGAGUUUGAGGUGGAGGACAGCGACGGACAUGCCAGACCGGGGACCACCAAGCGCCACCAGGUCUACAAGAAACAGAUCCCCAAGGCCUUCCAACAGAGCCUGCCUGUGCCGGGAGCCUCCUGCUACCUCUACAUCAUUGACAUGGUCCUCACCGAGCCGCUUCCCGAAGAGCUGAACAUCCGCGGGCGCAAGCUGCACCCUCCCGAGGCAACCACCCGCUGCUUUGGACUGCUCACCUCCAAACACGUUCCACAGAUCCCGUGUUUCCCGGUGUACACCCGGUCUGGUGAGGUGUCCAUCUCGCUGCGUCUGUGUGCCAGUGGGAUCCACGUGGACCAGAACCAGCUGCGUCUGGUGCAGAACUUCCAUGGCUACGUGUUCUCCCACGUUCUGCGGCUGGAGAAGAAGCCGCUACACUACGUCCCCACUGACCUCCAGUCGUGGUACUUCGUCGUACCCCUCAACAAAGGUGUUCUGGCUGACAAUGUGGACCAGCUGUUCAUAGACUUCAAUUUCCUGGAGCAUAUCGACCAAUCGCUGGACAAGGAGAAGCCGAAGUACUCCCACAACAAUCCAUUCAAGUUCCAAGAAUCUGACUUCAUCGAUGCUGUAGUCACACCCUCCUACAGGAAUGCAGAUCAGCCGCAGAGGUUCUACGUUGCUGAGAUAUGCUACUCCCUGAACCCACGAAGCGAGUUCCCGUCCGCUGACUACGCCACCUUCGACGAGUACUACCUGAAGCGUUACGGCGAGGCCAUCACCAACCUGGGCCAGCCCCUGCUGGACGUGGACCACACGUCUUCCCGGUUAAACCUGCUCACCCCGCGCCACCUCAACCAGAAGGGCAAGGCUCUGCCAACCAGCAGCGCAGAGACCAGGAAGGCCAAAAGGGAAAACUUACAGAGCAAGCAGAUCCUGGUGCCUGAGCUGUGUGAGAUCCACCCCGUCCCGGCCUCCCUGUGGCGCAAAGCCGUCUGCCUGCCCAGCGUGCUGUACAGAGUUACCACCUUGCUGAUCGCCGAGGAACUGCGGGUGCAGAUCGCCCAGGAGGCCGGCAUCGGUCAGGCCGUCCUGCCAGAGGGGUACACGCACCCGCGACUCGAGUUCCCACACCUCAAGAAAGGUGAGGAGGUGGUGUUUGAGCCUCCCGCCCGGCCGGAGAAGAGCCGAGCGUCCCCGGAGCAGCAGAAGGAGGAGUCUCCGUGGUUCGAGAUCUCGGCCUGGAACCCUGACGAUGUGGACGAUGAGGAGGAGGAGGAGGAGAUGGAGGACGACUUUGGGGACAGGUGGGACAUAUCAGAGGAGGAGUGGCGGGCGUUCCAGGACAACGUGAUGCUCCUGGACACGCCGCUCGUGCCGGCCGCGUCACUAGGCAACAAGAGACAACAGGGACAACACAACGGUGCCAAAAAAGUGAACAACCACACAAACAGGCUGGACCUGAGCGAACUGGAUCUGUCAAAGGCGAGUCUACUAGACAACGACGAAGAAGAUGACUUCCCCAUCCUCGUGGUUCCUGGUGAUGCCGGCAACGACAGACUCUCUAAGACAGGUAUGAGUAAUGGGCAGAUAACGCCAGAGGAAGGCGGACAUAAGAUGGGGCGACCGGCACACGAGAGAAAAGUGAAGCCGGACAGCAGAAGCGUCGGCCCAGGCAACAAUGCUACCUCAGGCAACGGUAUCAGUGGGGAGGGCGUCAGGAGUAGUCCCAACGUGUCCAGCAACAACAUGCCUGAUCUCAAAAAUAGCAGCAUCCCUGAAUCUACCUCAUCAUUUCUGGAGCCUAUGCUUGACCUGGACCUGGACGCCCACCCGGGUCCCUCCCCCAGCCUCAUUCUUCAGGCGCUCACACUGUCCAACGCCGGCGACUUCUUCAACUUGGAGCGACUGGAGACGAUCGGGGACUCGUUCCUGAAGCACGCGAUCACGACGUACCUGUACUGCACCUACUCACGCGUGCACGAGGGCAAGCUCUCCUACAUGCGCAGCAGACAGGUCUCCAACCUGAAUCUGUACCGCCUGGGCAAGCGGAAGGGGCUGGCCUCGCGCAUGGUCGCGUCCAUCUUCGACCCGGCCGUAAACUGGCUGCCGCCCGGAUUCUGCAUUCAGAACAACCGGGAAGACCAAGAGGACACAGUUUCCAACACUAAGGACUCCUGCCUGGAAGUGGAGCCGCCGGGUGGAAACGGCAUGACUACCUCAAGAAACCCGAUCGCCCAAGUCGUGGCCGGUUACAACAACAACGUCGUGGCCCCUCUGAGGGCGUCGGUGCUGGUGAACGGAGACGCCAUGAAGCGGCUGCUGUCCUACGACCUGCACAUGGAGCACUGCAUCGCCGACAAGAGCAUCGCGGACUGCGUCGAGGCGUUGUUGGGGUGUUACCUCACCACGUGUGGGCCUCGGGCCGCACAGCUCUUUCUGUGCUGGCUUGGAGUCAAGGUUUUGCCCAAAACCAAUGCCGACCCCACGGAUGAUUUGGACCAGUUUGACUUCGCCGAGCCCGAUGCUGACUCUUUCGACGACCUUGCCGGGCUGGACUCGUCCUACGAGGACUGGGAACAGAACCCCAGCACCGCGUGCGACCUUGAGACCUUCAUGAAGGUCAGCUGCGCGGAGGAGUGUGGGUACAUCUCGCCGCCCAAGCCGCCGUUGUUCCACCACGUGUCCCACGCCCAGGAGAAGCUGGCCCACAUGCUGUCAGGCUACCGGCAGCUCGAGGAAACGGUUCAGUACAGAUUCAACGACAAGGCAUACAUGCUGCAGGCUUUCACGCACCCCUCGUACCACUACAACACCAUCACCGACUGCUACCAGAGACUGGAGUUCCUGGGAGACGCGGUCCUUGACUACCUCAUCACCAACCACCUCUUCAAGGACCCCCAGCAGCACUCACCAGGAGCGCUCACUGAUCUCCGUUCUGCUCUUGUCAACAACACGAUCUUCGCUUCGCUGGCCGUUAAGUACGACUACCACAAGUACCUGAAGUUCGUUUCUCCGGAGCUGUUCAACAUCAUCAGCAACUUCGUGCAGUUCCAGCAGGAGCAGGGGGAGGAGCAGGGCAUGGACUCACAGCUGAAGACGUACAUCAAUGAUGAAGGGGAGGAGGAGAGUGAGGACAUCGAGGUGCCGAAAGCGCUCGGAGACGUGUUUGAGUCCGUUGCCGGGGCGAUUUACCUGGACAGCGGAAUGUCCCUAGAGACAGUCUGGAGGGUCUACUACAGGAUGAUGAAACCCCUCAUAGACAAGUUCUCUGCGAAGGUGCCUCGCUCCCCUGUACGGGAACUGCUGGAAAUGGAGCCUGAGACAGCCAAGUUCAGUCCAUCAGAGAGGACCUACGACGGGAAAGUGCGGGUGACCGUCACCGUCAUAGGCAAGGGUCAGUUCAAGGGCGUCGGGCGCAACUAUCGCAUCGCCAAGUCGGCCGCGGCGCGCAAGGCGCUACGGGCGCUCAAAGGAGCCAAGAUCUAAUAACCGGACACGGAGCUUCCUACAUCCCCUGUAGAGUACGCUAUCUCAUCUUCAGGCGCACCGAUUUAAUUUGUUGGUUCUCGGAUUUUUUUAUUUCGAAGUUUGGUUAACUGGAAAAAACUCAUGAAUGAAAACAAAGUCUGAGGACCAGGUUGAUGCCUAGGUGCCCUCAGUUUUUGUUUUUUUUUGUCUUAAAUACAGUCAUAUUCAAGUUUUCUGCCUAGCCCUCUGAUUUUAUGAUGUCUACUUGGUAUAGUUUGAACUUAAAAUGCCCGAGAACCAAGGGAUUCAAUUGGUGUGGCCUCACCACCUGCAACAGUCACGCAGUGGGCACAGCUUGGCCUUUCUGGUUGGGACGGGGAGGGGGGGGUAGAGGGACUGUGAGGCUGGAAGCUUAGCCACAAUAAACAUUUCUGUAACCCGGCAUCACAAGGGAUAUCAACAACAGGAUGGGGAAUAUUGGCACGUCAUCAGAUAGUACAGUAACUGUACCUGCGCGAAACCCGUAAUGUAUUGUGUGCAUAGCACUUUGACAGUCUGUUUAAGGUUGUACGUGUGUAUUUAAGGACGACAUCCCGUCUAUAGCUUUCAAGUGUUGCGUCAGAAAAGAUUUCGCCUGCAACGGGCAAAAUUCUGAUGCAGCGUUGACCAAACGUAAAAUGAAAGACGUAAAAAAUCUGGGUUUCACACAGGCACUGUAACGUUCUACUGACAUGCUGGCAAUAUCAUGCUUCUAAAGAAUGCUUACCUUUAGUGCACCUGUAUAUGAUAUGCCAGUUCCACCGUGCUGUGUUGGUGUGCAGGGGUGUGAGUGAUGUGACGCCACAAACAAGUCGUGUUAAAUCUAGUAGGGCCACUGUGUAUAUUACAUGUACAUGUAUGUGGUGAGGGCCAUCAAGUUUCAUGAUGGUUGUAUGGUUGAACAUUAGG
Molecule: messenger RNA, 7006 nt
Organism: Branchiostoma belcheri (Belcher's lancelet)
Lineage: Eukaryota; Metazoa; Chordata; Leptocardii; Amphioxiformes; Branchiostomatidae
Product: endoribonuclease Dicer-like
Exons: 37
Coding region: 299-6076 (1925 amino acids)
Biological process (GO): rRNA processing; pre-miRNA processing; siRNA processing
Cellular component (GO): nucleus; RISC complex; cytoplasm
Molecular function (GO): ribonuclease III activity; RNA binding; deoxyribonuclease I activity
Source: RefSeq, a predicted model, not a curated record